AGAGUAAACGAUAAGAAAUUAGAAGUGUAGGACUCAAACACACAAUCACACAACACAACACACCGUAAAAAACGUUAAAAAACAGACAAUUCUCUCUCUUUCUCUUUCUCAUUGUCUUUGUCUUAAAAAUCACACCCACCUCCUAAUCUCAACCGCCCAUUUUUCUGACAUUUUAUUUUCCUUUUAACAAAUUUUCUUGUUUCAUUAAUUUAGACUAAAAUUUACGGACUAUUUCAGUUGAGAUAAGUGGAGAUACCUGCAAAUUUACAAUUUCACAACUUCAAAUUCAAUCAACAAUUAAAAAAAAAAGCUUAGAUAUUUUUUUUUUCAGCUCAAAUUUGCAACAAAAAAUCAAAAAUAAAAAUAAAAAUGGGAGAAGCAGCAAAUUCAGAGAGAAACAAUGGUAGUAGUAGAGAUUCUUUUGAUGGGUUUUCACCAGUUUCUUCAACUCGUGUUUUUUGGCAAUCUCGUAAGAGGCGUGCAAGCGCACUGAAUGUAACCAAGCCAAGAGAUGAGCCAAUGUUUGAAACACCAACAAAACCAGAAACUUCAGAGGAAGAGAAGGCACCGGACUCGACUCCUCCAGAUAAUGCUGUUCUUUCAGAGCGCCGAAAGGCUCUAUUUGAACCGCUGGAGCCUAUUGAUACUCUUCCAAGAAAACGACCCUCAAAUGAGAGCUUGCUUCCUCCUCCAGACUUCGACGCAACAGCAUAUCCUAAGGGCUGGUUAAUAGGUAAGAAGCGGAAGUUGGUGAAUGUCGAUGUUGUUGAGAGCAUGCGGAGGAUUGCCAUCCAAGAAAUGAAUCGCAAGGAUCGUGAAAUUGAUGGGUUAAGUGAGCAACUAGAUGAGGAUUCUCGUGUUCUUGAGCAUCUACAAGUCCAGCUUCUAGAAGAAAAAAGAAAGCGUUCAGAUGUUGAGAGGGAAAAUACAAUGCUGCAGGAUCAAAUCAACAUGUUGAUGAACAUGCUACAGGAAAACGAAGCUGCAGAAGAGGAGGAUGCAAAUGAGCCUUAGUUGGUUCUAGAAAAGUAUUUUAAUUCUUUUGUAUAGUUUUUCCUGAAUUUAAAACGUACAGUAGGGGUGUUGUUGAGCAGCAAGUUUUAGUUGCUGCAUGGAAUUUACUUAGCAUUUGUUUGUUUGUUUGUUGCUAUAAAUUUAGAAUAAACGCUUGAACGCUUUAAUAAUUAAGGAUAUAGCGUAUGAUGUACAAUGUAUUGUCGUCUGGUUUUAAGAUCCUAAUGACAAAAUAUUGUGAGUGUAGUUCUUGAGCUUUCAAGACAGAUUUCGGUUUUUAAGUGCAAAUAACAGUUUAUGUAAAUAAUCCUUCUUUC
Molecule: messenger RNA, 1331 nt
Organism: Chenopodium quinoa (quinoa)
Lineage: Eukaryota; Viridiplantae; Streptophyta; Magnoliopsida; Caryophyllales; Amaranthaceae
Product: protein HEADING DATE REPRESSOR 1-like
Exons: 3
Coding region: 370-1014 (214 amino acids)
Biological process (GO): regulation of flower development
Source: RefSeq, a predicted model, not a curated record